This is a messenger RNA of Venustampulla echinocandica, 1038 nucleotides long. Its product is annotated as 2-dehydropantoate 2-reductase. Gene Ontology annotation, cellular component: cytoplasm. The record is from RefSeq and is a predicted model, not a curated record. Gene Ontology annotation, molecular function: 2-dehydropantoate 2-reductase activity. NCBI's taxonomy places the organism in Eukaryota, Fungi, Ascomycota, Leotiomycetes, Helotiales, Pleuroascaceae. The transcript has a single exon. Gene Ontology annotation, biological process: pantothenate biosynthetic process. Bases 1 to 1038 code for a protein of 345 amino acids.
AUGACAAUCAACGUCCUCAUAAUUGGCGCCGGCGCCGUAGGUGCCUUCUAUGCCUCCCGUCUUGCCCUCGCUCCCUCAACCCAGGUCUCCGUGAUCUGUCGAUCUAAUUACGCUGCCGUCUCCCAGCGGGGGUUUAGUGUUAAAUCACCUAAAUAUGGCUCCUACACAUUUACUCCUCAUCGGACAUUCGCAAACCGACAAGAAGCAGUUGACUCUGGUUUGCUUUGGGACUAUAUAUUAGUAAGCACGAAGGCGCUACCGGAUGUUGUGGACGAUUCAGAAAUUUUGGGGGGUUUGGUUAAGGAAGGCCGGAGUGCGAUUGUGCUAGUGCAGAACGGGCUGGGGGUCGAGGAGCCGUAUAAGAAGAGGUUUCCAGGGACGACAGUCUUAAGUGGUGUUACGAUUGUUAGUGCGGCGCAGACGGAGCCUGGAGUUAUAAAACAUAAUCGGUGGACCAGGAUUAGUGUUGGCCCGUAUCUCCCUGGCGCAAUGGACGGCGCAAUGGCAACAAGGAGUGACGGCGAGAAGAAAGCCGUUGAGAUUAAUAGGAAAUUCGUGGAGCUAUUGAAAGCAGGCGGAGUUGAAGAUGCGGAGGAAUACUCCCAUGCUAAGUUACAGAUGGUGAGAUGGCAUAAGAUCGCCAUAAACGCCAGUAUGAACCCGUCUUCCGUUCUUUCAGGCGGCUCAACGAAUAACGGUAUGGCCAAUGAUCCGGAACUCGGCCUCCAUCUCAAAGGCGUAAUGGAGGAGGUCCUCAGCACAGCACCAAAAGUCCUGGGCUGCGAGCUGCCGAAGGAGUUUGCUACCCCGGAACAGAUCCUGAGGAGUACGCAGCGGAAUACGAGUGGGAGUAAGCCGAGCAUGGCAUUGGAUUGGGAGCAGGGGAGGAGGAUGGAGAUUGAGGUUAUUUUGGGGAAUCCUAUUAGAAUUGCGAGGGAGAAGGGGAUCGAGAUGCCGAGGUUGCAGAGCUUGUACGCCUUGCUUAGGAUGAUGCAGGAGAAUAGAGAAAAUAGGCGGAAGGAGGUAGGUAAGUUGUGA